AUGGGCACGAUUGUUUACCGGAAGAUGACCCUGGAAGAGGCGAAAUGGAAGUUUCCCGAGCUAAGAAAGGUGGUGCGGAUGGGGGGGGAGUGUAGCCCGGUGGAGGUGCCUGUGACCUACGGCGAGGUGCCUGGUGCUUCUGAUGCCGAUGUGCGGGAGCGGGAUGAGGGAGCUGAGCGGGCUACCGUGGAUAGGCCGACACCGGAGGAGUGGAACGUUGACGUUCAAUGGGAAGACGUGGAAGAGCUAUGGAGUUAUGAUGUGCACCCGACGCAGGGUGCGCGACCGACAUCUUUGGCGAGCACCCUCAUCAUGCUUGUGCACGCUGGUGCAAACGGAAACUCCCAUUUCAUCGGUGGAUCCACUUCUUGGGCCAACACCGACACGGAGACUGGUUACCACUGUGAGAGGGAUAAGGCGGAAUUGCCAUCGGAUCAAGUGGAUGAUGUGGCAGACGCAGUGAUAAAAGAUGCGGAGGAGUGGAGCGACGAUAGUGAUGAGUGGUGGCUAGCAGGCCACUAUGACGGGGAGAAAGUGGAGGUGUGGGUGGCAGGAGUGCAAGGGCUGACAGCAGCGGUGCAAGGGCUGACAGCAGGGGUGCAAGGGCUGACAGCAGGGGUGCAAGGGUGGAAAGCAGGGGUGCAAGGGUGGAAAGCAGGGGUGCAAGGGGGAGAAGCAGGGGUGCAAGGGUGGGAAGCUGGGGUGCAAGGGUGGGAAGCAGGGGUGCAAGGGCGGAAAGCAGGGGUGCAAGCGUGGGAAGCAGUGCAUAGGGGGUAUGAGGGGACUGUGGGGUAUGAGAGGAGUUGGGCGUACGAGGGGAGUGCGGGGUAUGAGAGGAAUGGGGAGUAUGAGAGGAGUGGGGGGAGUCCACUGUAUGGAAUGAGUGGGGGGUAUGAGAGGAGUGGGGAGUAUGAAAGGAGUGGGGGGUAUGAGAGGAGUGGGGAGUAUGAAAGGAGUGGGGGGUAUGAGAGGAGUGGGGAGUAUGAAAGGAGUGGGGGGUAUGAGAGGAGUGGGGAGUAUGAAAGGAGUGGGGGUGAGGUCGACGAGGAGAGGGAGUGGGGGAAGUACCCGCUCUCACCCUCUGUCCUUCCCCCUCUAUGCCCCUCCCCCUCUUAUCCUCCCCCUCCGUCCUUCCCCUUUUGUCUCCCCCCCUCUGCCCUUCACCAUCUGUCACUCCACCUGUGUCCUUCCCCCUCUGUCUCUCCCCCUUUGCCCUUCCCCCUCUGUCUCUCCCCCCCUGUCCCCCCCCCUGUACCUCCCCCCUCUGUCUCUCCCCAUCUGUCCUCCCCCCUCUCCCCCUUGUACUUCCCCUUCUGUCCUUCCCCUUCUUUCCUCCCCUCUGUCCCUCCCCCUCUAUCCCUCCCCCUCGUUCCCUCCCCUCUGUCCCUCCCCCUCUGUCCCUGCCCCUCUGUCCCUCCCCCACUAUCCCUCCCCUCUCGUCCCUGCACUUUCGUCCCUACCCCUCCUUCACUCCCCCUCUUUCCCUUCCCCUCUGUCCCUCCCACUUUGUCUCUCGCCCUCUGA
Messenger RNA from Closterium sp. NIES-65, 1524 nucleotides. The record is from the annotation of a GenBank genome assembly. NCBI's taxonomy places the organism in Eukaryota, Viridiplantae, Streptophyta, Zygnematophyceae, Desmidiales, Closteriaceae.